AUGUUUGAACAUUCAAAUAAUUUCCAGAAUAAAUAUGAUCAAAAUUUUAAUUUUGAAAAUUCAAAAAAAAUUUUUAAGCUCGGAUAUGCUCCAUUCAACAAUAGAACAAUUAAGCCUAUAUUUCUUUUAGAUGGUGGAAUACACGCAAGAGAAUGGAUUGCGCCUGCAGUUGCUUUGAAUGCUAUUAAUGCUUUCAUUAAUAAUCCAAAAUGGAGGUCCCUACUUGACCACAUCGAUGUACAUAUUAUUCCUGUACUAAAUCCUGAUGGAUAUGAAUAUACUUGGACAAGAGAUAGACUAUGGAGACAUACACGUUCUGGUCCAUACAAAACAACAAAAGUUUGUGGUAUUGGAGAUGCUCCACUCUGUUAUGGAGUAGAUCCUAACAGAAACUUUCCUUAUCAUUGGGCAGAAACGGGAACAGAUCCUUGCCCUUGCAGUGAAGUUUACCCAGGCCCAACACCUCUUUCCGAACCGGAAUGUGCACAUUUAGCAGCUUAUAUGAAUAAAAACAAAAAUAAUUUAAAAGCAUAUUUAACAUUACACGCUUAUGGGAAUUUAAUAAUCCAUGGUUGGAAUUAUGCUGCAAGAACAUAUCCAGAUAAUGUUGAGGAAUUGAGAGUUGUAGCCGAAAAAAUGGCAAAAGCAAUUGUCCAGGAAGGAGGGGCUCCUUUUAAAAUUGGAAGUGCACCUGACAUUUUAUACGAAGCUGCUGGGGGAAGUGACGAUUACGCAACAAGUUUGGGUGUUAAAUAUUCCUAUACUAUGGAAUUAACUUCUGGACGUUAUGAGAAUUUAUUUGGAGGUUUUAUUUUUCCGGAAAGGGGAAUUAAGAAGGAAGCAGCUAAAGUACUUCCGGGAAUUUAUCAACUUGCAUUACAAGUUUACAAAGAUGAUUUGAAAUUAUAA
Messenger RNA from Meloidogyne enterolobii, 909 nucleotides. NCBI's taxonomy places the organism in Eukaryota, Metazoa, Nematoda, Chromadorea, Rhabditida, Meloidogynidae. The record is from the annotation of a GenBank genome assembly.